Molecule: messenger RNA, 1693 nt
Organism: Chelonus insularis
Lineage: Eukaryota; Metazoa; Arthropoda; Insecta; Hymenoptera; Braconidae
Gene: escl
Product: escl
Exons: 2
Coding region: 264-1544 (426 amino acids)
Biological process (GO): negative regulation of transcription by RNA polymerase II; heterochromatin formation
Cellular component (GO): ESC/E(Z) complex
Molecular function (GO): nucleosome binding; protein binding
Source: RefSeq, a predicted model, not a curated record
CGGGAACGGAGAUGCCGUAUUGCAGUGCAUCAGUGCGAAAAUAUCACUGAAGUCUUAAGACAAAAACCCAAUUUAAGUGUUGAUAUUAUCAUUUUUGCAAUAGAUGGACAAGUCAGACAAUCAGUUACAGAAGAUCCCGAUAAUUGUCGUCUAUUAGGAAAUCGACUUCUGAACCUCGCAGAAGGCGUUCUGGGUUUAAAAACUGGUCUUCCUAUGAUCGAUUACGAAAUUAAUUUCGAUUGAAAGUUAAUAUUUUAUCAAACAUGAAGAAAUUAUCAAAAUCUCAAGCUUAUGCUUCUAGCCAAGAAGAAAGUGAAAAUGAUAGUGAUGAAACUGAGUGCAGUAUUGGCAGCAAUUCAACUGCAGGAACUCAUAGGAGUGAUACUCCGACGCGGAGUGCUCGGCUGAGAAGAAAAGGUCGUCGAAGAAGUAAAACAGCGAAAAGUAAGCCUGCUGCUGAUAGACCUCUUUAUAAAUAUGCUUAUAGUAUCAGAGAAGAUCAUGGUCAACCUUUAUUUGGAGUUCAAUUCAAUCAUCAUCUCAAAGAAGGUGAACCAAUGAUUUUUGCUACAGUUGGUAGCAAUCGUGUCAGCAUUUAUGAGUGUCGUGAAGGUCAUGUUAUGCGUUUUCUUCAGUGCUAUGCUGAUCCAGAUUCCGAAGAAAAUUUCUAUACAUGUGCUUGGACUUAUGACGACUCUGGAAAACCUUUACUAGCAGUAGCAGGAUCCCGUGGAGUUAUUAGAGUAAUCAGUCCUGUUACAAUGACUUGUAUUAAACAUUAUAUUGGGCAUGGUCAUGCAAUCAAUGAACUUAAAAUUCACCCAAAAGAUCCAAAUAUCUUGUUGUCAGCAUCUAAAGACCAUGCCCUCAGAUUAUGGAAUAUCAAAUCCGAUGUAUGUGUGGCAAUUUUUGGCGGAGUUGAAGGACACAGAGAUGAAGUUCUCAGUGCUGAUUUUGACAUGAAAGGACAAAGAAUUAUUUCCUGUGGCAUGGAUCAUGCAUUAAAACUUUGGUCACUGGAAAAACCUGAUAUGAAAGAGGCAAUAAAACAGUCUUAUUUUUGUAAUCCAUCAAGAAAUGGUCGUCCUUUUGAUACAAUUCUCCAACAUUUUCCUGACUUUACUACUCGUGACGUUCAUAGAAAUUACGUGGAUUGUGUCAAAUGGUAUGGUGAUUUUAUUCUGAGUAAAUCUUGCGAAAAUAGCAUUGUAUGUUGGAAACCAGGUCGCUUGGAAGAUUCUCAGUUGCGCAAUAAUGAAACUAGUGCAACCGUUAUUCAUCGAUUUGAGUUUAAAGAGUGUGACAUUUGGUUUAUUAGAUUUUCGAUGGACUUCUGGCAACGUACACUUGCAUUAGGCAAUCAAGUUGGACGGACUUAUGUGUGGGAUCUUGAAGUUGAUGAACCCGGACAAGCUAGAUGUUAUUCUCUUCAACACCCACGAUGCUCUGCACCUAUUAGACAAACAAGUUUAAGUCGUGAUGGAUCGGUGUUACUUUGUGUUUGCGAUGAUGCUUCAGUAUGGAGAUGGAAUCGUGAUCAUUAAUUUUUAUAUUUGAUAAUUAAAUUUGCAUUCUUUUUAACUUUUGCACUAUAGUUAUUAUAGUGUUUAUUUAUAACACACAAUUUGAAUACUGAAAAUGUACAAAUUGAUUCUUAUACAGUCUUGAUUAAGUUAACUAAGUUUAUACAAAU